Molecule: messenger RNA, 1288 nt
Organism: Mesitornis unicolor (brown roatelo)
Lineage: Eukaryota; Metazoa; Chordata; Aves; Mesitornithiformes; Mesitornithidae
Gene: NUDC
Product: nudC nuclear distribution protein
Exons: 9
Coding region: 1-1104 (367 amino acids)
Biological process (GO): protein folding
Cellular component (GO): cytoplasm
Source: RefSeq, a predicted model, not a curated record
AUGGCCCUCACCCAGGCGGUGCACGGGAGGGGCGUGUCUUCCCCCGCCGCUCCGGUAGCGGCGAUAACGGCCCUGGCCGCCGCCAGCACCAGGAGCGCGCCGAGGAUGCGCUGGUUAACGGGUGCUCUUUUUUCUCUCCUCCCCCUCUCCCACUCCCCUCCCUGUUUCCUUUACCAGCUUGUGAACACCUUCUUUAGUUUCCUGAGGCGUAAAACGGAUUUCUUCACUGGUGGAGAAGAUGGAGUAGCAGAGAAGCUGAUCACAGAUACCUUCAACCAUCACAACAAACUAGCUCAGAAGGAGCGGAAGGAGAAGAAGGCUCGGCAAGAGGCAGAGCGGCGUGAAAAGGCAGAGAGAGCCGCGAAACUUGCUAAAGAAAAGCAAGAAGCCAACGAGCCGAGGAUUAAGGAACUGACAGAUGAGGAAGCAGAAAGGCUGCAGCUGGAAAUCAACCAGAAGAAAGAGGUACAAGGACAGAUUAACAAUGUCCCGAUGAAACCCUCGGAGGAUGAAGGGGAAUCUACGGAUUCUAACAAACAGGAAACAGAUGAUGAAGAGGAAGAUGAGAAGGAUAAAGGAAAAAUUAAACCCAACUCUGGUAAUGGAGCUGACCUUCCAAAUUACAGAUGGACACAGACUCUUUCAGAGCUGGAUCUGGCCGUCCUUUUCAAGGUGAACUUCAGGUUGAAGGGGAAGGACGUGGUGGUGGAUAUCCAGAGACGGCGCCUCCGAGUUGGCCUGAAGGGCCAUCCGCCUGUCAUCGACGGAGAGCUUUUCAAUGAAGUGAAGGUGGAGGAGAGCUCCUGGCUGAUUGAAGAUGGUAAAACAGUCACCGUGCACCUGGAGAAGAUCAACAAGAUGGAGUGGUGGAACAAACUUGUCUCCACAGACCCAGAAAUCAACACCAAGAAAAUUAAUCCAGAGAACUCAAAGUUGUCAGACCUGGACAGCGAGACUCGCAGCAUGGUGGAGAAAAUGAUGUACGAUCAGCGACAGAAAUCCAUGGGCCUCCCCACCUCUGAUGAACAGAAGAAGCAAGACAUUUUGAAAAAGUUCAUGGAACAGCAUCCAGAAAUGGACUUUUCAAAGGCUAAAUUCAACUGAGUCCUCCCCUUCUCCCCCCUGUUUAAGUCAUCCCAUUGAAUGAGGCAGUAACGUUUUGCCGGAUAUCCCUUACCUUGGGCAAGUACAAACACUUCAGCAUCCCCACCCGAGCUUGCUGCCCUGGCAGCUUCAUGACGUUGUCCUCAGUUUUGCUGCGUCGAGCAGAGUGCGAGGCCACAGAACC